This is a messenger RNA of Helobdella robusta, 417 nucleotides long. RefSeq lists its product as hypothetical. Lineage: Eukaryota; Metazoa; Annelida; Clitellata; Rhynchobdellida; Glossiphoniidae. The transcript has a single exon. Bases 1 to 417 code for a protein of 138 amino acids. The record is from RefSeq and is a predicted model, not a curated record.
AUGACAGAUGGCAUGGGAACUGGUGCGAGCCAACAACUGCCGACUUUGAGGGGCUCUCUUGAAAGUGGAAAGUCAGCCAUCGUGGAUGCCGUGGAAAGCCGAAAAAGCCAAACAGAUCACGACCACGGCAAAAAAUACGUUGGAAUUUAUCGUAAAAAAAAUAAUAGGCAUGCCAGGUUAAGCUGCUCAGGAAAAAAUGGAAAAUGUUACCUGAGUUGUGAUUCAGACUGCAAAUCAAAAGAUUCAUCGUGUUCUUCGAAAAAUAAAUCUUCAACAAGUUGUGAUGCUAGUAGUGCGACUUCUUAUGAUUUAACAAAAUUAAUUGAAUCGCUUGGAAAGCCACUUUUCUUAAAAUUUAAACAAAAAGAAGCCGACUGUGAUACGGACGGUACAACUGAAGAAAAAUCAUCUAUCUGA